AUGGAUCAGAUCAUUUAUAGUGAUUCUCAGAGUGAUGAAAGUGAUGCAAACUCUAAAAACAAAAGGAAAAAAGCAUUUCUCAACUUCGCAGAAGUGGUGGGAUUUCGUAUUACAAGGAUGUGCCAAGUGACUAUAUACGGCUACUCUAGAGCAAAGCCAUGGUCCCAAAUAGCACCAGAGAAAAUGAUGUUUGUAGCUCAAGGAGCCCACAAGAAACUCAGGUGGCAAAAUGCUAAAUUGCAACUUCAAUCCCUUAACGACUCCUGGGCAAUUUCUAAUGCCUCCUCAACUGAAGAUGCUUUCUGA
Molecule: messenger RNA, 306 nt
Organism: Striga asiatica
Lineage: Eukaryota; Viridiplantae; Streptophyta; Magnoliopsida; Lamiales; Orobanchaceae
Source: the annotation of a GenBank genome assembly